Messenger RNA from Alternaria arborescens, 174 nucleotides. RefSeq lists its product as hypothetical. The coding region runs from base 1 to 174 and encodes 57 amino acids. Lineage: Eukaryota; Fungi; Ascomycota; Dothideomycetes; Pleosporales; Pleosporaceae. The record is from RefSeq and is a predicted model, not a curated record. The transcript has a single exon.
AUGGCAGUCGAUGUUAAAGAAAGACAUAACUCCUACACGAGAGGAAACCGCUUCGCGACCAUCGGUAUCAAGAAGCUCUACCCAACUCUCGGUCCCAAGAUCGAAGGAAUAAAGGAAGCAAAUUCAAGCGAGAAACAGCUCGACAAGCUGUGGAAGAUAGUGGGAGAAGCGUAG